Didymella exigua CBS 183.55 is the source of this 2111-nucleotide messenger RNA. Its product is annotated as glycoside hydrolase family 13 protein. Lineage: Eukaryota; Fungi; Ascomycota; Dothideomycetes; Pleosporales; Didymellaceae. Gene Ontology annotation, molecular function: alpha-amylase activity. Gene Ontology annotation, biological process: oligosaccharide catabolic process. The record is from RefSeq and is a predicted model, not a curated record. The coding region runs from base 191 to 1921 and encodes 576 amino acids. The transcript is spliced from 2 exons.
CUCCACUUCACGCCCCGCUGAAAUUGGUUCAAUGAUAUAAGAACUGGUGUUGCAAGCCACUUGUAUAUCGAAAGAAAAGCCUUGAAUCGUUUGACUUUGUCCGUAUAUAUUCAAGUUUCGAUUGAACCUUUGCUUCUGCUCUUGCAGUACUUGCACUUCUUGUAUUCUAUCUUUUGAUCACAUAUCUGACAUGAACGUCACACAGAGACCUUGGUGGAAGGAUGGCAUCGUCUACCAGAUCUACCCCGCCUCCUUCAAGGACUCCAACGGCGAUGGUGUAGGUGAUUUCCAGGGCAUCAUAUCUGAGCUGGACUAUAUCCGCUCGAUUGGUGUCAAUACAAUCUGGAUCUGUCCCAUGUACGACAGCCCACAAGUUGAUAUGGGAUAUGACAUCCGCAACUACGAAGAUGUAUACGCGCCGUACGGCACGCUUGAUGACAUGCAGAGGUUGAUCGAUGAGACACAUGCUCGUGGUAUGCGCAUCAUCCUCGACCUCGUCGUCAACCACACUUCCAAUGAGCACGAAUGGUUCCUCGAAUCUCGCUCGUCGAAAGACAACCCUAAGCGUGACUGGUACAUCUGGCGCCCAGCCCGCUAUGUGAACGGAGAACGCAAGGCCCCUAACAACUGGGUCUCGAAUUUUACAGGCAGCGUCUGGGAGUGGGACGAGCACACGCAGGAGUACUACCUGCACCUGUUCUGCCCCGAGCAACCUGAUCUCAACUGGGAAAAUGAAGAGACCCGCAAAGCCAUCUACAAGUCCGCGAUGGAGUUUUGGCUCGACCGCGGUGUCGACGGCUUCCGCGUCGAUACAGUCAACAUGUACAGCAAGGGCGAAAUGCUCGAUGCCCCCGUCACAGACCCCGGCUCCGAGUGGCAGUUCGCAGGCUACGAGUACUGCAAUGGCCCGCGUAUGCGCGAGUUUCUCGGCGAGAUGAAUGAGGUCCUCGGAAAAUACGACGCCAUGACCGUCGGCGAGUGCCCCAACACCAAGGACAUGGCCCGUGUGCUGGAGUACGUCUCGGCCAAGGAGAAGCAACUAAAUAUGGUUUUCCAGUUCGACGUCGUCGACGUCGGCCAGGGACCCUACAAAUUCCAGACUACGCCGCGCAACUGGAUUCUCCCACAGUUCAAAGAGGCCAUUGCGCGAACGCAAGAUUUGAUCCGCGGAAACGACGGCUGGACAACGGUCUUCCUCGAGAAUCACGACCAAUCGCGAUCUAUCACACGCUUCACCUCCGACGCGCCCGAGGACCGUGUCGCUGGCGGCAAGAUGCUGAGUUUGAUGAUGUGCGCUCUGUCGGGCACAUUGUUCAUCUACCAAGGCCAGGAGCUGGGCAUGACCAACUUCCCCAAGACAUGGAGUAUGGACGAGUACAAAGACAUCGACAGCUCAAACUACUACAAGAUGGUCGCUCGCCGCACCAACAACGACCCAGCGGCGCUGGAAGCUGCGCAUACAUCCCUCCAGCAUCUCGCCCGCGACCACUCACGGGUUCCGAUGAGCUGGAGCAACGGGCCGACGAAUGGCUUCUCGCCCCCGGACGCGACGGAGAGGCCGUGGAUGCGACCGCUGGAGGACGCGGAUGUGUGCAAUGCGAAGCAGCAGCAGGGUGACAAGAACUCAGUGCUGGCGUACUGGAAGCGCAUGCUAGGUGUGCGCAAACAGUACAGCGAUUUGCUUGUGCACGGCGAGUACGAUGAUCUGGAUAUUGAGAACCGCGAUUUCUUUGCCUUCACGAAGAAGUGGAAGGGCAAGAAGGCGUUCGUCAUCUGCAACUUUACAGAUAAGACGCAGAAGCUCUAUGUGCCUAAGCAAGUCGACAACGUCAAGAGGGACUUGCUUGUCAGCAGCGUUAAUGAGCCAGUGGAGGAUGAGUUAGCUGCCUGGGAGGGCAGGAUUUACUUGCUUGCGAACUAGGGGUUUGUGGAUUCGGAGUAUGGGUUCGCUUGGAUAUAGGAUCCUUCAUCUGGGGUAUACAUACGACAGUCAUGGCAGAGCCAAUUUGGAAAAUUAUCUGACACCCUCUACGACGUGCUGAAAUGUGCCAUAGACAGCCUCCUCGAGAUGUGAUUCCACGUAGCGAGCUGACCAACUCUAGUCUCUCUCG